Molecule: messenger RNA, 1028 nt
Organism: Solanum dulcamara
Lineage: Eukaryota; Viridiplantae; Streptophyta; Magnoliopsida; Solanales; Solanaceae
Product: cytochrome c biogenesis CcmF C-terminal-like mitochondrial protein
Exons: 1
Coding region: 1-885 (294 amino acids)
Biological process (GO): cytochrome complex assembly
Source: RefSeq, a predicted model, not a curated record
AUGGUUCAACUACAUAACUUUUUCUUUUUCAUUACUUCCAUGGUCGUUCCUCGUGGCACGGCAGCACCCGUACUAUUGAAAUGGUUCGUCAGUAGAGAUGUUCCCACAGGUGCCCUUUUUUCCAAUGGUACUAUAAUUCCUAUUCCUAUCCCUUCAUUCCCUCUUUUGGUCUAUCUACAUUCCAGGAAAUUCAUACGCUCCGCGGACGGAGCAAAAAGUGGAGUCUUGGUCAGAUCAAGCCACCCUAUUCUAUUACCAGACAUAAUUGGGAGAAGCUCAUCCGAAACUAGAGCUAGAAACGCCUUAUUUCGUUUCGUUUCCGUUCUUCAUUUCCUUCUUCUCGAAUCCAAGGGGGACUUCUCAUAUUUAGAAUCUUUCUGCGGUGUGCUCCGUUUACUAUUCUUUCGUACUUUCUUCUUUUUACCAUGCGAUAGGUCAGCGAAGCCUGAGCGGGUGCGGAGAAGGAAAGGCCAAACACUUCGGCCUAACGGGAAUGAGCAACGACGAAAUGAGAAGAUGAGGUGCCUCGGGCACCCCCAUUUAGAAAGAAGGGUCGAAGGUUUUGGGCCUGUAGCUUUCCCCGUCCCCCCUUCGUCGGGCGGUGCUUGUGUGGAGGGUGCGCCACCUGAAAUCGGGCUUGAAGCUCUCACCUUACCAAUAAGCCGAGAGCUGAUGGUUGUUGGUCACGACUACUAUCAAAAAGCUCCUAUGAAGAUGAAUAUUUCACAUGGAGGAGUGUGCAUCUUUAUGUUGGGUGUUCUUCUGUCGUGCGACCCGGCGGCUUAUGUGCGACCUGUGGCCCACGCCUCCUAUUUGUUUAGGGCGGGCGGCGUGAACUCUGAUUCGAUCCAGGUAUUCAAUCCCGCCGCUGAGAUGCUCAGUUGACUCCUUAACCUUGAUAGGAAGAUGGCUUAUUCAAUAAUUCGUGCAUAAGGGUAAGGAACUUUGGAUGAACUAAUGCGAAUGGGUGUAAGCCUCGCUGCUCGGAAACACCCAGUGCUGACCACACUGAGAGACACGAAAGCGCA